AAAUCCCCACUUAUAAAAACCCACAAAAACGCCCCUUCUUUUAUUUGUGUACCUUCCAACAAGAUAUCUACACAUCACUUACACAAACCAAAUUUGUUGUACCCAAUAUGAACUGGACCCGUGGCCGUGCCAUAGGCCGUGGCGCCUCCGCCACCGUGUUCGCCGCCGCGUGGUCGGAUUCCGGGGAGGUGUUUGCGGUGAAGUCGGCCGAGGUUUCCCGGUCGGAGUUCUUGGAGAGGGAGCGGGCGAUUCUGUCCAGUCUGGAGAGUCCUUGGAUUGUUGGGUAUAAAGGGUGUGAUGUUACGAGGGAGGAGGGGAAGGAAAUGUUUAAUCUUAUGAUGGAGUUCAUGCCCGGCGGGAAUCUGCUGGACGGAAUCCGGGUGAACGGCGGGAGGCUUAAGGAGCCGGAGAUUGGGUACUACACGGAGCAGAUUCUACGGGGACUGGAGUUUCUACAUUCGAGGGGUGUUGUGCAUUGCGACAUUAAAAGCCGCAACGUUUUGCUGGGCGAGAGUGGUGCCAAAAUCGCCGAUUUCGGCUGCGCGAAAUGGGUCGGUGAUCGGCGGUUUGCGGCGGCGGCGGCGGCGGGUAUAGGCGGCACGCCGGUUUUCAUGUCGCCGGAGGCGGCGCAGGGGAAAGAACAGGGAUUUCCGGCUGAUAUUUGGGCGUUGGGGUGUACCGUUAUUGAAAUGGCCACCGGCGGCGGCUCGCCGUGGCCAAACGCCACCAACCCGGCGUCAAUUCUUUACCAUAUAGCAUAUUCCGGGGAAUCUCCGCAGAUUCCGGCUUUCCUCUCCGAUGAAGCAAAGGAUUUCCUGGAAAAAUGCCUGAAAAUAAAUCCCAGAGAUCGAUGGACGGCGGCGCAGCUCCUCAACCACCCAUUCCUUCAAGAAUCAAACUCCAUUCCCAAGCAGAAUCAGAAUCAGAGUUCACCCACGAGCAUUCUUGAUCAGGGGAUUUGGAACUCGAUGGAGGGCGAGGAUUUGAUCCGUACACCUUCAUCAUUAGAUUCUCCGUCAGGAAGGGUAAGAAGAUUAUGGUUGGGUUCGCCGGAAUUGGCAGAGUGGGAAGGGAAUGAGGAUAGUUGGACCACAGUGAGAGGCGGUGAAAAGGAAAGUGCAGGGUCGGUGACAGCUUUUAGCAGUAAUGGAAUGGAGGUGGAAAGGUGUCGCUGUUUGAGUGGCGAUAACUUGUUAUUAAAUUACGCCGUAGAUGACAAUGUUAGUUGUAGAAGUUGUUGCUCUACCGGUACAGAGCAGGGAGUAGUUGUAAUUACAACUCUCAAUUUUGAGAGACGCAAAGACAUAUCAGUAAAACAACUUCCAUUUUUAUAAA
Messenger RNA from Ipomoea nil (Japanese morning glory), 1335 nucleotides. Its product is annotated as mitogen-activated protein kinase kinase kinase 2-like. The coding region runs from base 108 to 1334 and encodes 408 amino acids. The record is from RefSeq and is a predicted model, not a curated record. Gene Ontology annotation, biological process: protein phosphorylation. Lineage: Eukaryota; Viridiplantae; Streptophyta; Magnoliopsida; Solanales; Convolvulaceae. Gene Ontology annotation, molecular function: ATP binding; protein kinase activity. The transcript has a single exon.